Molecule: messenger RNA, 657 nt
Organism: Triticum urartu
Lineage: Eukaryota; Viridiplantae; Streptophyta; Magnoliopsida; Poales; Poaceae
Source: RefSeq, a predicted model, not a curated record
UAGCGCACGCAAGCCUAAGCGAUCAGGAGCUUACCAAGGCUUAGCAAUGGCGUACGCUAAGCUCGCAGCCCUGGCCAUGCUUUUAGUCGUGCUGCAGGCAUCAACCGGCACCGUCGCCCGCUUGUCGCCGGCCGUCUCGACGUCGAAGCUCUCCGGCAUGCCGGCGGUGAUGACAGUCAACGGGUUCGAGCCCGGCGAGGACGGCGGCGGGCCGGCGGAGUGCGAUGGCAAGUACCACAGCGACGACGACAUGCUGGUAGCGUUGUCGACGGGGUGGUACCAGGGCGGGGUCCGGUGCUUUAGGAUGAUCCGCAUCACGAGCGCGGGCACCGGGCGGAGCGUGGAGGCCAUGGUGGUGGACGAGUGCGACUCCCGGCGCGGCUGCAAGAACAACAUCGUCGACACCUCCAAAGCCGUGUGGAAGGCGCUCGGGCUGGACACCAACGUCGGCGAGGAGACCGUCACAUGGUCCGACGCCUGAAUUAACCCCUCGAUCCGUCGGUCGCUGAAUAAUUGGCGCACGGCAGCUGGGGGCAUCCGCAAACUGCAACGUCUGCUCUGUUUUUCUGUUUCUAAUAAACGAUGUUUUUCUGUUUCUAAUAAACUGUGAUCAUAUUUCCUACGACAAUGUAUGCAUGCAGUAAUAUGUAAGCUCAA